Molecule: messenger RNA, 683 nt
Organism: Dendronephthya gigantea
Lineage: Eukaryota; Metazoa; Cnidaria; Anthozoa; Malacalcyonacea; Nephtheidae
Product: lactadherin-like
Exons: 4
Coding region: 216-683 (155 amino acids)
Source: RefSeq, a predicted model, not a curated record
AGUGCGCUGUAAACCGUUUUUGUGUUGCGUAUAAUUAUAAGAAAAAAGUCGAUGAAGAGUCCAACUGUCAGCUGACCAACACAACUGAGCAUGACUUUGAGGAACACGGAGGUAUCAAAGAAGAGCGAGAGUGGAGCUUUUACAAGAUUAACGUUGACAGAAGUCAUUUUCUGGCGUGCGGGAAGGAAGUAAAUGAAUGUCGUAAUGGCGGAACCAUGGUUUGGGAUCCUCGAGCUGAACAGUUUACUUGUUGGUGUUUGAAGUGUUACGAAGGAAAACAUUGCGAUAACGUGCCUAAUAGAGCUCUUGGGAUGGAAAAUGGUGAUAUUCGUGAUAACCAAAUCACGGCAUCAAGCGAAUACAAUAGUUUUCAUCGUGUGGCGAAUGGAAGAUUAAAUUUCUGCCCGAGCAGUGGAAGAUCUUGCGCAUGGUCAUCUUUGAAGAGUAAUAUUCAUCAAUGGCUUCAAGUUGAUCUUAAAAUAAUUACUCUAAUCACAGGAAUAGGUACCCAAGGACGCAAUCAUUUUAAUGUUAAUCAGUUUGUUAAGAGAUACACCAUCUCUUCGAGCAAAGAUGGGGAAACUUUUCAAUUCUAUAAACAAGAAGAAGCAGUCAAGCUUCCUUUUUAUCAACCAAGAGUGUUGAGUGCCCGCCUGGAAGCUGGUGCUUCUCUAGAUCAGUAG